Molecule: messenger RNA, 4790 nt
Organism: Haemorhous mexicanus (house finch)
Lineage: Eukaryota; Metazoa; Chordata; Aves; Passeriformes; Fringillidae
Gene: FGF9
Product: fibroblast growth factor 9
Exons: 4
Coding region: 823-1566 (247 amino acids)
Biological process (GO): cell differentiation; regulation of cell migration; positive regulation of protein phosphorylation
Cellular component (GO): cytoplasm
Molecular function (GO): growth factor activity; fibroblast growth factor receptor binding
Source: RefSeq, a predicted model, not a curated record
GCUGGAUGGAGAUCCACAGUCAAGAGCUGCAGCUCAGUGCUGGAGUACAACAUUUCACAGGGAGCCCUGCAGAAGCAACACCUGUUUCGAGCCAGCCAAGAAAGACACAAGCACUUGUAUGUUGCUGCUUUGCUUGUGGAUCGUCAAUAAUCCUAAACCAGUGGACAUCUGCUGAGCCUCCUGAGAAUUCUGGAUAAUAGAUUUGGACGUCAAAAGUUUUUUUUUUCCUUUUUCUUUUUUCCUUUUUUUUUUUUGGAUUUAUCUCAGCCAACAACGUGAGAUUUCCCCCCUCCCCCUUUGCAGGAUUCAUGCUGAUGUAUGCAGUCUGUUAUAGAGUAAAAACAGCGCAUGCCUUUCUGGAGUCAGAAUCCAUAAAUCCUGACGUAGCCUGUGCAUCUUAAAAAAAAAAAAAUCCCUAUAACGCCUAGGUAUUUAAGUUGCUAUGGUCAUUCUUAUCUUAAACCAAAUGGAGAAACUACGGAUUUUUUUCUUUAUUACAGUUGGAUGGGCUGAAGACCGUAUUGCUUGCUAAGAGCUGGGGAUAUAUGCAUUUAUAUAGAUAUACACAUCUAUAUGUUUAUAAAUAUGUCAGUGUGUGAGUAUAAAGUGGUGGUUUCUUAGACUAACUGGUUUGACCUUGAACCUGUACCAGUCAAAACAGAAUAUUACUUUUAUUUAUGCAUUUAAUGGAUUGAAGAAAGAACAUUUUCUCUGUAACUGCGCUAGGGAGGGGAGAGGAGUGGAAUAUACCUAAUCUUAUAUCUCCUGGGUUUGGCACCAUCAUUAUUGUUUAUUCUCAUUCUCUAAAAGCAGAAUCUUCUGAUGGCUCCCUUAGGUGAAGUUGGGAACUAUUUCGGUGUGCAGGAUGCAGUACCCUUUGGGAAUGUGCCCGUUUUGCCGGUGGAUAGUCCGGUUUUGUUAAGUGACCACCUGGGUCAGUCUGAGGCAGGUGGGCUACCCAGGGGGCCUGCGGUCACGGACUUGGACCAUUUAAAGGGGAUCCUCAGGCGGAGGCAGCUAUACUGCAGGACUGGAUUUCAUUUAGAAAUCUUCCCCAAUGGUACUAUCCAGGGAACAAGGCAAGACCACAGCAGAUUUGGUAUACUGGAAUUUAUCAGUAUAGCAGUGGGCUUGGUCAGCAUCCGAGGAGUCGACAGUGGACUUUACCUUGGAAUGAAUGAGAAAGGAGAACUGUAUGGCUCGGUAACCCAUCUUAGGAUUUGGAUGGGCAGUUUUGCUGAAAGCUGGGUGCUGUUAGAUGGUGUUUCCCACAAGCACCAGCAUGGGGAAUGGGGCUGGAACUGCAACCCCCUCAGCAAGGAAAAAUUAACCCAGGAGUGUGUAUUCAGAGAGCAAUUUGAAGAAAACUGGUAUAACACAUAUUCAUCAAAUCUAUAUAAACAUGUGGACACUGGAAGACGAUACUACGUUGCGUUAAAUAAAGAUGGGACUCCAAGAGAAGGGACUAGGACUAAACGGCAUCAAAAAUUUACACAUUUUUUACCUAGACCAGUGGACCCUGAGAAAGUACCAGAACUAUAUAAGGAUAUUUUAAGCCAAAGUUGACAAAGACAAUUCCUUCACUUGAGCCCUUAAAAAGUAACCACUAUAAAGGUUUCAUGCGGUGGGUUCUUAUUGAUUAGCUGUGUCAUCACAUCAGCUCCACUGUUGCCAAACUUUGUCGCAUGCAUAAUGUAUGAUGGAGGCUUGGAUGGAACAUGCUGAUUUUGUUCUGCACUUAAAGGUUUGUCCUCCUGGAGGAGAGCCUAUGCCCACUCGCUUGAUUUAGUACGAGAGGGAGCGCGAGAGAGUGAGUGCGAGAGAGAGAGAAAGGGAGAGGAUGAAUGGGAGUGAGAGCGCGAGAGAGAGGACCCGAGGGGAGGAGGAGGGUGAGGAGGAGGAGGAAGGCCUGAUGCAUGCUGGGGAAUAGACACGCUUUUAAAUUUUUGAUCAGUUGUACUUCGUCAUAUAUCAGCAUAGCUGCCAUACUUCGAUUCAUCAGGAUUUUUGGCUGGUGGCCUGCUCAAGUGUACGCUGCAUUUACAAAGGCAUGGAGGGUGCAGUCUUACUUAAACAAGAGACUUUUCAGUUAAUCGCUCUCUGGGUCUCACCCCACUGAGUUUAAAGCAAAGACCUCUUAGUAAAAAAAAGAAAAAUAAAAAGUUAAAUUUAUUUAUAGAAAUUCCAAAGGCAACAUUUUAUUUAUUUUAUAUAUUUAUUUAUUAUAUAGAGUUUAUUUUUAAUGAAAUAUGUACAGGCCAGAUAGGCAUUUUGGAAGCUUUAGGCUCUGUAAGCAUUGAAAUGGCAAAGGCCACUAUGAACCUGUGGUAAAUUCAUGCAAGUAAAUAUAAAGGUGCAUGGAUAAAAAAAAAAAAGCCAACAAUAAAAAGGUAAUAAUAAUAAAUUCUAGUGACCCUCAUGUACUAAAGGCGACAAUCUCUUUUGUGCCCGUAUUAUUGUACAAGUAUGCACACCACUCAUGACACUGAGUCCUCACUCUUCUGACUGCUUGUUUCAUAGCUUACCCCAGAGGAUUAAAGAGAAAACUGGGUCUGCAACUUUUUUUUAUGUGUCUGUAAUAUUUCCUCUCUGAUAAAGUGACUUCUUACAUCAUUGUAAAUUUCACAGCUGUGGAAAAUAUAGGGGUUGGAAUAUAUUCUACAUGUUAAAACCUAUUGCAGAUUAUACCAAAGCUAAAUGAUAAAUAUGCUAUUUUUUUUUUCCUAAAGAGAAUGCCAGAAACAGCAUAAGUAAUACCAACAACAAUUAUACUAAUUUUAAGAUUCCACAAAGAACACAUAAAUAUUUCAGAGGGCAAGAACCAGGUUAACAGGAUCACUCUUGUAAACAUGUUUAUUUGUGCACUUGACUAUCUACUAUGAAAUUAUACAAGUUCCAUAGGGGUCAUUGUAAUACCUUUUAUGGAAAAUUGCUUUCAGUGUGAACUGUCAUAAUACAUGAUAUUAGCACCCUUCCUAAAGUAAAACUUGCAAAAUGAAACUAAUAAAUCUCUAUCAAUAAUGACAAUGAGGGGGACAGUAUUAGACUUAUUUUUAUUGUUUUUCCUAAAGUAUGCUCAAAUAUUCAUGAACCCUAGGUGAGGAAACAGUAUAUAAUAUUUAAGGGUAUGUAGCAUUUUAAGAUAAGCACACAAACACAUUGAUUAGCAGUUACCAUUUGGAAAUCAACUUUCACAAAGAGGCAUUUUUUUCCCUAAUAUGCUGAAGAAAAGGGGAAAAAAAAAAAAAAAGAGAAAAACACCUUGUUAAGAUCUAUAUGACAAAUGCAUUUUGUAGUUGUUCUACCCCUUAGGAUUUCAAUCCAGUGCCAUUAAGUUGAGUGUAGCCUUCACCAUUGGAUAUGUUGGGAGCAGGGCUGGUCCUGACGCCCUGGCUGUCUGCAUACGCACGGGGGCUCCUUUGGAGGAGUGAUGUAAAAGGUUGUAGCCUACUUGUAAUUUAGAAAUUUUUGCUCUACAGCACCCUUGUCCAUCUGAUUUAUAUGAUUUGAAACUUAUUUCUGUUCUGGAAUGACCUCUGGCUGGGUGUGCUGAACAAACGUUCCCUUUCCGUGCAGAAGCAGGUGGGAGGAGCCACGUCUCAACCGGCGAUAUCAGUGAUGGCAAACGCAACGUGGCGUUUUGUUGUGAUUGCUCACGGAUGAUAAAGAGACGUAAAUUACAUUAGUUGAUUUGUAGGGUACCUGUCUAGGGACUGUUAUUGCCUGGGAAUUUACAGCCUUCAGCUGCAGCCCAGGCGUUUGUGUCCCAGCCUUUGGGGCUGGGAUGGUUCGGCUGCUGUGCGUUGGUUGGGUGCCAGAUCAUUGGUGUGGGCGAUGCAGAGAACCUAGGAGAAGAAAAGGCACUCCUGGGCAGGACCAGGGCUCACUGCUCUGUGCUAAAUGCACCAAGCCCACCAUGAGGAAGGGAGGUUGCGACUCUCUGCUGUUUCAGUAAAUCUAACAUACACCAGGAAAUUAUUUGCAAAGGUUAAAAUGACUCUGAGUCGAGGCCGCAAUACUAGGCCACAGUUAAAGUCUUAAUGUUAAAUUGACUUGGAUUUUUUUAGUCAUAGGCUAAUCAUUACUACUAGUUAACAUGUUUUAUUUAAUUUAUUUUUUUUUUGUAUUUUUCUACAGAAAGGAUUAAACUCGAGAAAAAUGUUAUGAGUUUAUGGCAGUCCUUCUAAAUAAACUGUAACCGAUUUACUCGAAUAACCCGUAAUGGUGUGUAAAUACUGACUUUAUGUAAAUAUAGAAACGUGUAAUUUAACUUAGGCAUUAUCGCAAGACUGGAAGGCCCAGGAGCUGGCAGUUUGCCACUCCCUGCAGGUUCACUGGGUCAAAUUUGGCCUGUUUCGGGUAGCGAACAACAGAUUCUGUUCAGUCCCUUGUGUAAAAUGAGCUAUUUCUGUUUGGUUUUGGGUGGGGGAUGGGCAAACCCUUGGUCACCUGGGUGAUGCUCAGCUCCUUUGCCAGGAAGGUGUGAAGGGGUACGGACGCCCUCCUGCUCCUGCUGUGAUCCUGCUAAAACAGGGCUGCACAGAGCUGACACGGCAAAGCAGGGAGGCUUGCAGUGCCUCUCCUCCUGUGCUGUGGACCAACAGAAGUCUCCACCUUCUAGUGCUGCCCAUCUGGCACCUUUCUCGAGCUCUAAAAUUGACUUGAAGAAAAAUCUGAGGGAAAAAGAAAAGAACGAUUGGUGUUAUUUUUACUUGGUAUUCUGUAAUGGUGUGUAAAUACAUACAGAGUUCUGUAAUUUGUAUAAAUAUAUUGCUAUAGAAUUUUGAAAA